This is a messenger RNA of Coccomyxa subellipsoidea C-169, 1161 nucleotides long. RefSeq lists its product as hypothetical. The record is from RefSeq and is a predicted model, not a curated record. The transcript is spliced from 6 exons. Bases 1 to 1161 code for a protein of 386 amino acids. Gene Ontology annotation, molecular function: polyubiquitin modification-dependent protein binding; metallopeptidase activity. Lineage: Eukaryota; Viridiplantae; Chlorophyta; Trebouxiophyceae; Coccomyxaceae. Gene Ontology annotation, biological process: double-strand break repair. Gene Ontology annotation, cellular component: BRISC complex; BRCA1-A complex.
AUGGCCAGCUUGGAAGGCUUGAAGGUGGACGCAGCUGCUGCAGACAAGGAGAACGGGUGCGCUGCAAACGUGGGUGGGCUGCCAGGCGGUCAAACGGACGGGGCCACCACCACUGCCGACCAAGAAAAGGAGGGUGUAAAGAAUCGCAAGGAUCCUGCCGCAGUCGGCGCAGCACGCAUGAACAGGGGCCGCGCAGCUGCUAAGGCAGCUCCUGCUCCGCCACAGCCUCAUGCAGAACCGCCAGAGCCGACUGAAUAUGCCAGGAACCGGCCGAGGAGGGAUGUGCAGGGCCAGAAGGCCAUGCUAGGGCACACCACGGAGUCCCUGGAGCUGGUGAAGUGCAUGGACUUUGUGGGACCACCCGGCUCUGGCGCACCCCUAGCACAGCCCUUCCAGGUCCACGUGCAGGCGCAGGCGGUGCUGUUGAUGGAUGUGCAUGCACACCUGAGCAGCAGCGAGGUGAUCGGGCUGCUGGGGGGAGUGUGGGACGCAGACAGGCGGCGCAUCGAUGUGGUGCGAGCGUUUCCGUGCCGGCGCGCCAUGGGCACUCAGUCGGGCACCAGUGUGGAGCUCGAUCCUGCAGCCGAGGUCGAGACGCGCGCGCUCAUGGAGGCCCAAAAACUCACCACUGUCGGCUGGUACCAUUCGCAUCCAAUCUUUGCACCAAAGCCUUCUCAGAAAGACAACGAAAACCAGCGAAACUACCAGGCCUUGUUCCGCUGCGCCCACAGCACGCUGGAGCCCUUCCUGGGAGCCAUCGCUUCGUGUGUCACGUGGUUCAUCGUCAGAACUCGGCAAGGCGCCCUCACGCCCUUCCAUGUGCGAGUCAACCAAGCAGCGCGACAGGGGCUGCCAGACGCAGCCGAGAUGGAUGCGCUGCGGGGGCUCAUGGAGAUGGUUAAGGAUGAUGUCACCCGCAUCGACUUCGCGCAGCCGUGGCGGCCCUUCACUUACAUAGUGGAUGGUGAACCCCAGGGAGAUGCCCUGUCCAAGGUGUCCAAACUACAGGCGGCCUUGAAGCUCCGGUUGACAGAGCAGGGCGUUGCAGAAGGCACAGAGUCCUUCGUUAGAGAUGUGCUGCAAUGUCUGGAGCGCUGUUGGGAUGUGAGCAUCACAACAAGCAAUGACAGCACUGACAAGCCCGCACCUGAGGGCUCAUAG